Nicrophorus vespilloides is the source of this 1568-nucleotide messenger RNA. RefSeq names its product serine/threonine-protein kinase pelle-like. The transcript is spliced from 3 exons. Lineage: Eukaryota; Metazoa; Arthropoda; Insecta; Coleoptera; Silphidae. Gene Ontology annotation, biological process: signal transduction; protein phosphorylation. The record is from RefSeq and is a predicted model, not a curated record. Bases 134 to 1555 code for a protein of 473 amino acids. Gene Ontology annotation, molecular function: ATP binding; protein binding; protein kinase activity.
GCAGAAUGUACUUUAAACAUAUGGAAAGAGAAAUCAUAAUACUGGUUUGGGAAUUCCAAUUUGAGAAGCCUGUCAUGAGUGGUCAUGAGUAAGAAAUAGAGUACUCAGUAGAAGUAGUUAAACAUAGUCCAUAAUGUACAUAUAUGAAUUGAGUCAUAGAGAAUUACAAGAUCUGUGCAGGAUUUUGGACCAAAAUAAUAAAUGGGAAGAACUUGGAGGAACCCACAUGAACUAUGAUGUUUUAACAAUGCAGGUUUUAAAGAGAGAAAUUUAUAGGGGCAAUUCUCCAUCAGAAGCCCUUUUGACAAUGUGGGGCCACCACAAUCACACAGUGUUGGAAUUGUAUUUCUUGUUUAACAGAAUGAAACAUUAUCAAGCCAUGACAACAAUAAAGCACCUCGUUGAAGAUAAAUACCAUAAACUUAUAAGAGAGUGCCCAAUAAAUGUUCAUGAGGAAUUGAAGGAAUUAAAUGUUAACAAUGAUCGUCAGACUCAGAAGAUUUUGAAUGUACCUAAUAUGGAAUUUUUAGCUGUGAGCAAAGAAAACAAAGAUAGUAUUAAUCGUGGCUUGAAACCAAGGUCACCACUGCCUGUGGAUAAGAUUUUGAGCACAGGAUCUGCUAUAAGCUGUGUUGCAGAAUCUGCAGGGGCAAUCCCUCAAAUUUCAUAUAUUGAAUUACAAAAUUCAACAAACAAUUGGGAUAGUGCAAGUAUUUUAGGGAAAGGAGGAUUUGGGACAGUUUUCAAGGGCACUUGGAAAUGCACGAAAGUAGCUAUUAAAAGAAUUGAGUCUAAGGAGAAUAAUCCAGAAUCUUAUAAUGAGCAGAUAAAGCAAUCUAUUACAGAAUUGCAUUGUUUGAACGCUUAUAGACAUGACAAUAUUUUGCCGCUUUAUGGUUAUAGUAUUGGAGGACCACAGCCUUGCUUAGUUUAUCAAUAUAUGUCUGGAGGAUCUUUGGAUUAUCGCUUAAGGAUUCGGGAUUUAACUAAGGUUCUUGAUUGGGGUACAAGAUUGUAUAUAUCAAUUGGGACUGCUAGGGGAUUGCAAUAUUUACAUACAAUUGGAGAUAAACCUUUAAUUCACGGCGACAUAAAACCUGCUAAUAUACUGUUGGACCCAAACAAUUCGCCGAAGAUUGGAGAUUUUGGUUUGGCGCGCGAAGGGCCGCAUCAAAAUUACACACAUAUAACUGUUGAUAGAAUACACGGGACAAGACCGUAUCUUCCUGAUGAAUUCCUGAGAUCCAAGAAGUUUUCAACAAAAGUUGACACGUACAGUUUCGGAGUUGUUCUGUUUGAAAUAGCUACAUCACUGUACGCUUAUUCGGAUAGGCGGAGCGAUAAGUUUCUGAAGGAUCACGUGAUUAAUUAUACUGGAGAUAUUGUAGAUCUGAUGGAUAGAAGAGCUCCUACUGGCGUUGGAGAUUCAGUUUACCGUUGUCUCAUCGACAUAGGAAAAACGUGCGUGCAGAAAAGACCAAAGGACAGACCUGAAAUGGUCAGCGUCCUCUUAAACUUGGAACAAGCGCAAACAGAUUGUGAUAUAUUUCCUUAGAUGUUAUAUUGUA